AUGCACUUGUUCUGGCUUCUGCUGCAGGUGCUGGCCUUUACCCCCGAGGCCCUGAAGCACGGACUCCACAGCAACUCCAGCUCUUCCGAGCUGCGACCGCCCCGAGUCUACUUCCUUUUCCUGGCCGUGGACAAGAUUUCCAACCUGGACGUUUGGUCGGCCUUCUUCGACUCCGCAGACUCGGAGAAGUAUAGAGCGUUUGUCCACUGCAAGGAGAAACAAUGUGUGCAGCAGAUGGCUGGCUCCCCCAUCGUACCGGUGCCAACGGUAUCGAGCUACUACUGCACAGAUCUGGUUUCGCCGAUGAAUCAGCUCCUGAGCUAUGCUUUGAGCACCGACCUUGGCCCCACCAACGCGCUCGACAAGUUCGCCUUCAUCUCUGACUCGGCCCUGCCCGCCAAGCCCUUCUCGGAGAUCCACCGCACGCUCGGCGAUCGGGAGGGCUCCGACUUCUGUGUCUUUCCGCCAGGAGAAUGGGCAGACCUCCCAAAUGGAGAUGGGGAGGGCCUCGAGGUCGCCGUCAAGGUGCAUCAGUGGAUCACCCUUUCCCGUGCGCAUGCCGAGCGUGCCUCGGACAUGUGGCAAAAGGGUGUCAUGCACAACUUCAUGACGUACUUCAAGAUGAAUCAGCUUGGGUGGAACAACAUGCUGGACAACAACUUCGCAGACAAUCGCAAUUGGGGAUGUCUGGAUGAGUUCUGGUAUGUAACUGCUCUGUACGGGACACUGAAGAAAGUCCAUGCCGAAGGUGACCAAUCCAUUGACCUCCCGGAGUUCACGGGCUCACCUCUGCGCAUUGACAAGACGGCGGGCUGGCAGGGCAAGUGCGACACCUUUGUCAUCUGGGCAAAGUAUAUGCACAGCCUCGGCAGGAAUGAGCAGCAGAACUUGAUGUUGUCUCUGGACCCGCCUUCAGUGCCUCAUGGUGGCAACUGGGCUCGGCCUGGUUGGUGGGACACCAUCUCCACCAAGGGCAUCCAAGCCAUUCGGAAUUCUGACUUCUUGUUCGUGCGUAAAUUCAUCGACAAGCCAGCCCUCCAUGAUGGAGGAGACUUCGCUGCCGCGUACACGAAAAUUGUUGUGGAGGGCAUUGCGCCCACUCCCACGAGCUAG
Molecule: messenger RNA, 1113 nt
Organism: Symbiodinium natans
Lineage: Eukaryota; Dinophyceae; Suessiales; Symbiodiniaceae
Source: the annotation of a GenBank genome assembly